This is a messenger RNA of Mycena indigotica, 1653 nucleotides long. RefSeq lists its product as uncharacterized. Lineage: Eukaryota; Fungi; Basidiomycota; Agaricomycetes; Agaricales; Mycenaceae. The record is from RefSeq and is a predicted model, not a curated record. The coding region runs from base 1 to 1653 and encodes 550 amino acids. The transcript is spliced from 6 exons.
AUGCCGCCCAGGGAAACGGGGCAAGGCAGACUGCUGUCGGAACACAUCGAAAGACUAGUUUCUCUAGUUCCCCAAAAUGCAGCACAUCCAUUGCAAGUUUCUAUCCGUACCUAUUCGCUGGCGGCAUUCCUCUCCCUUUUCCCUUCCCUUCUGCCAUUCCUUACCAACUCCUCGAAAAAGCCGCUCAAGCACGUGUUAUACCGCGAACUUCAUUACACUGGCUUCGCGUUUGCUGUCACAACGGCAGUCGGUGGAGGGUCAUUCUUGAGAGAAGCGUGGAGGACAUUAGAUGAAACGUCAUCCGACAGAGUAGAAUUCACCAAACUGAAGCAAUGGGUUUCUUCGAAACUCUCCGCCGCUCAAAAGACAUUCAUAUCCAACGUCGUUUCAUCGACAGUGGGUCUACUUCUACUCCAGGCCGGUCGACGUCGCUCUACGAGGGUCAAAUCCUCUUCCCAUGACGAAUCUGCAUCGCGGACGCUUGAUCUAACUCUUCUCUUACUUGUCCGCGCACUGGAUGCUGGGGUUCAGUCAUUCGUUGCUCGCCGAUCUGGGAGUCGGAGAGAAAGUGACGCCAAACCCGCCCUCCUUUCCCCUCAACACUUGGCGGCCAUUGCGAAGCGCGCUUCUAUGCGAAUGCAAAUCGAUUCGCUAGUCUUUUGGGCUUGCAGCGCAAGGAUUAUGUGGUGUUUUUUCUACGAACCGGAGAGACUACCUCGCUCAUACGUCAAGUGGAUUAACGCGCUUGCUGGAGUCGACCCUCGUCUGCUGGAGGCACUUCGCGGUCUCCGUUCUCGGACUUGGUCAUAUCGGAAAGGUGUUUCCCAUAAACCCGAUCUACUUACCUCCUAUGCCCGUGAUUUGGGAUACCCGUCUGUCUGGGGUGACCCAUCUCAUCUGCCGGCUUAUGGAGGAGCUCAGGCCAACGAUGCAUGGAAGCGUCUUGGUAUUAGCAAUCGCGUUGGAAUCGGCGGCAUUCCAUGUGAGAUGGUUCACGGGCAUGUUGGGUCAAAUCUAGGCCUCGAAGCCAGUUGCACCGCCAAUGCCUCCCUGCGUGGAGUUAAAGCCUUUUUUGAAGCAGUCGCGAUAUACCUUCCCGUACAAUUUCUCCCAAUCCUUUUGAGUCGACCACGUGCUCUUCUUGAUCCCAAGCGGAUUCUUCAGUCGCUCUUUGGUGCUCUACGAAGUGCCAUGUUCCUCAGCACCUUCCUGAGUAGCUUUUGGUUCAGUGUUUGCGUUACGCGGACAUUAGUGGUCGCUCGCAUGCUCCCAUCGGUCUCCCACGACUUCUGGGACUCUGAACUGGGUUGCAUCCUGGCCGGGUGCAUGGUAUGUGGUAGCAGCAUUUGGAUCGAAAACGGGCGCAGAAGAGGAGAGAUGGCUCUCUAUGUGCUACCCAAAGCUUUGAGAGCGUGGUUGCCUCGAAGAUGGAUCCGCAGCCAGAGCUGGAAGUUGCAAUUGGCAGAACGGCUCACAUUCAUCCUUUCUCUUUCCUCGUUGAUGACUGCGGCCAGCCAUUAUCCUCACGUUCUUCGUGGCUUGUCACGAUGGGGUCUGCGUUUCAUCGUUCGGGGGCCCGAUGUAAUUCUUUGGCGAAACAGUAAUGUUCGGACGCGUUCCGAGGAGAGUAAUAGUGUAUCACCCAGACCAUAA